Messenger RNA from Ostrea edulis (European flat oyster), 1593 nucleotides. Its product is annotated as epimerase family protein SDR39U1-like. Gene Ontology annotation, molecular function: protein binding. The transcript is spliced from 8 exons. NCBI's taxonomy places the organism in Eukaryota, Metazoa, Mollusca, Bivalvia, Ostreida, Ostreidae. Bases 143 to 1528 code for a protein of 461 amino acids. The record is from RefSeq and is a predicted model, not a curated record.
AAUUUUCAUGAUACGAUCCUAACGAUGGCUCCAUUGAAGGUAUUAGUUGAUUUUCAUAAAUCUGACCUCGAAUAUUAAAGAAAAUACAGAUUAACUGUGUAUGUAAGACGUGAAGUGAAGCUCUGAAAGCUAAGAGAAUAAAAUGUCUUCUGAUUUAUUGAUGAGUGCUAUCCACAACAAGGACCUACUGUCCGUCAAAAAGAUUUAUGAGACAGAGUCCAGAGCCGAUCGCCUUUUCUCACUGGAUUGCAUAAACAGGGAGGAACGGAUGACACCCCUGUGCCUGGCAGCUAAGCUUGGAGAUAGGGAGAUUGUGGAGUUUCUUUUGCAGAAUGAUGCCAAGGCAAAUGUUGCAUGUACAUCUGUCUACAGAAACAAAGCGGCUUUGCAUUUUGCAUGUGAAAACUGCCAUGCUGAUUCUGAUCAAAUUGUGGAACUUCUGGUCAAUGCUGGUGCCAAUUUGGAACAGGAGACAUUUGAUUUUGAGAAAGCACUACAUUUUGCAUGUGAAUUUAACAGUCCGCCAGUUGUGGAAUGUUUGGUGAUGAAUGGAGCGGAAGUUAACUGUGUAAAUUUAGAUGGAAAAUCCCCAUUGUCUCUGGCUUGUUCACGGACAAAAAAUGAUAGAACGGGCUCUAGCGGAUUUGUGGGUAGACAUCUGGUCCGACUGCUGUACAGGUCAGACUGUGAAGUCAUACACUUGAAUAGAAGGUCCAAACCUUCUCGCACCAGUAAGGCCCGAGAAAUCACAUGGAGAGAAGUGAACGAUCAUGGACUACCUCCAGAUUUGGAUGCCCUGGUAAAUUUGUGUGGAUACAAUAUCUUGAACCCAAUGAAGAGAUUCAAUGCAGACUACAAAGAACAGGUAGAAUCCAGCCGUAUUGAAACCUCCAAGUUACUCUCUCACUACUGUGAAUCUAAUGUUUACACUCCAAAUGUAUUCAUCAAUAUGUCAGGAGUAGGCAUAUAUAAACCGAAUCCUGUGAAGGAAUACACAGAAGAUUCAGCAGUCCAGCCAUUUGAUUACAUGUCUAACCUUGUCAAGGAGUGGGAAUUAGCUGCCAAAAUUCACGCCGACACAGAGAAAAAAUGUCGACAGGUCAUUCUCAGAUCAGGAGUUGUCCUUGGUCGAGAUGGAGGCAUCGUACAGAACCAGUAUUGGCAGUUUUUUAUGGGAUUUGGUGGUCCCAUUGGAAAAGGAUCACAGUGGUUACCAUGGAUACAUGUUGAUGAUCUAGCCAGUUUGAUUCAUUUCUCUAUUUUCAAUGACCAUGUCCAUGGCAUUUUGAAUGCUGUUUCUCCUCAAGUCAUUACAAACGGACAGUUCGCUUCUGCGUUCGGUACAGCUUUAGGUCGGCCCUCAUUUUUCCCUACACCAGGUGUCAUGAUGAAACUUGUGUUUGGAGAUGAACGUGCUGUAGUUAUUUUAGAGGGUCAGAAAGUUAUUCCCAAAAGAACGUUAGAUAUGGGUUUUCAAUAUCGAUAUGAAAACGUUCAGGAUGCAUUGCAGCAGUGUGUUAAAGGGUGAUAAUUGUUUUUAUUUUGAUGUGUUCAUCUAAUUAAUAAAUGUUUUGAUUGAAGUUAAACCCUUAA